Messenger RNA from Grus americana (Whooping crane), 961 nucleotides. RefSeq lists its product as uncharacterized. The record is from RefSeq and is a predicted model, not a curated record. Lineage: Eukaryota; Metazoa; Chordata; Aves; Gruiformes; Gruidae. The transcript is spliced from 8 exons. The annotation marks the transcript as partial.
UAUACCGGCUAGCAACUGCCUUCGUCCGUUCAGCAAGCCCGGAGAAGGUAGCAGCUCCUUCCUUGUUUCCAAAAAGGUCUGAAGGUCCAGGUUUGGAAAGAGAACUACUGCUUUCAGGACACGAUUACAAGUUGCCUGAAUGUUGAGAGCUCUAACUUUUUCGUGUAUGUUCUGCCAGCAGUAGGAGAGUGGAGGAGAAGCCUGAAAGCUGGAAAUGGCCGCAGCUGGGAAUGACCGCUCUUUCCAUGUUUGUUCCCCCUACGCACAGCAGAAGUACAGCAACAUCUCCUGUUUCUGGAAAACACAACCAUCAGGCUGCUUGAGGAUCAGUUGCGCCUUCCAUCAUAGCAAACCUCGCAGCAUAAAUGGACUUUUUUUGCCGCCGAGUAACAGUGAAUGCCCAUUGCAACAAGGUGUCCAAGAAGGGAUUCCGCACCCAGCCCAUGGUCAAGAGUCACUCAGAAAUCAAAAGAAUAUUUUACGACCAAUUCACCCUCCACUGACUAUACACCUCAACGAUGAAGACGACGAUGAGGACGAUGAUGAAGAGGAGGAGAACGGUGCUCCUGACUGGGUGCCUCAGACUGCUGCAGACCUUGAAGAGGAAAGAGCAAUAAAGGAAAUAUGCUAUCAAUCUGGAGAGUAUUACGGGAUUCAGUACCCUCAGGAACACCAAUCAACAAAAACUGUGUCUUCACCUCGGGAAAACGAGCUACUACCCUGGGAAGCUACCGAGCGAGACUUGCAGGCAGGCGACGGUGAUACAAUUCCUACAACAUUUAAGAAUGCAAAAGGAGAAGGAGAGAGCUCAGGAACGACAGUACCAGCAGAGACCAUUCCCAGAACAGAUCGUGGAUCCUUUGAAAACGGAGGAACCAAUCGCAUGGAGCGGGUAAAGAACUAUCCGGAAUUCACACUCCAGACCCCAAAGCAAAACCACGUCGCCAACAAAGGGGUCAAA